UUUAUCUUCCUCAUUUCACCCCUUCUUUUUAAGCAAACGCUACUAGUGGUGGAUGCAAAAAGGGAGAGGCGUCGGCAGUUGGGUUGGAUUCUAGCGGGAAAAAUAGGACCCUCAUUCUCAACAAGAUUCGUCGCUUGUUUUAUAAUAGUGAAAGGUUGGUGGAGGGUGGCGCAGGACAAACUAGAGCAAAAACAAGCUCAUCCCAAUUCCAAACUUUUUAUUUCUUUCCGUCUUGCCUAAAACAAACCUCUAACUAGUUACUGGCUGGAGCCUGGAAGUACUCAAAGCCUUCUCUUUUGUUUGGGUAAGCUGGAGUUGACUACUGAUGACUAUGGGGACGCAGGGUUUACUGAGUAGAGGGAAGAGGAGGCUCUUGAUCUUGUUGUGCAUCUUGGAGGUCUUCUUUAUACAGAUGACUUCCAUUAGCGCUGGCAGAAGCAGCCCAUCCACCCAAAAUCUGCAGGUUCAAACCCAGUUGAAGCUCUUGAACAAGCCCGCUGUCAAAUCUAUCAAGAGUCCAGACGGGGAUAUAAUCGACUGCAUCAAAAUCACCCAUCAACCAGCUUUUGAUCACCCUCUACUCCAAAACCACACAAUUCAGAUGACACCAAAUUUUUACCCGGAAGGUGUUUUUGGUCAAAACAAGGUUUCUUCAAGGAUGAAGAAAGGAUCAAGGACCAUUACCCAGAUGUGGCACUUGAAUGGAAGGUGCCCACAAGGUACUAUUUCUGUAAGAAGAACGAAAGAAGAUGAUUUGUUAAGAGCAAGCUCUAUCAAAGCAUUUGGUAGGAAGAAGCACAGAAGCGUCCCUCAACCAAGGUCUGCAGAUCCUGACCUCAUCAGUCAAAGUGGCCAUCAGCAUGCAAUAGCUUACGUGGAUGGAGAUAAGUACUAUGGAGCUAAGGGAACCAUGAACGUUUGGGAACCCAAAAUACAGCAAUCUAAUGAAUUCAGCCUGUCCCAAAUCUGGAUCUUGGGAGGUUCUUUUGGCGAAGAUCUAAACAGCAUUGAAGCAGGUUGGCAGGUCAGCCCAGAUUUGUACGGAGAUAACAACACUAGACUGUUCACUUAUUGGACUAGUGAUGCAUACCAAGCCACUGGUUGCUAUAACCUCCUCUGCUCGGGCUUCAUUCAAAUCAACAAUGAAAUAGCGAUGGGUGCUAGCAUCUACCCUCUUUCUAAAUAUCAUGGUUCCCAAUAUGAUAUAAGUAUACUUGUGUGGAAGGAUCCGAAGGAAGGGAACUGGUGGAUGCAAUUUGGUAAUGACUAUGUGCUGGGUUAUUGGCCAGGCUUCCUGUUUUCCUACCUGGCUGACAGUGCUUCCAUGAUUGAGUGGGGAGGAGAGGUUGUGAACUCAGAAUCUGAUGGACAGCAUACUUCCACACAAAUGGGUAGCGGCCAUUUCCCCAAAGAAGGUUUUGGUAGAGCUAGUUACUUCAAGAAUAUUCAAAUUGUUGAUGGAUCCAACAAUCUCAGGGCUCCUAAAGGCCUUGCCACUUUCACUGAGCAAUCCGACUGCUAUGAUGUACAUAUUGGAAAGGGUGGCAAUUGGGGCAGCUACUUUUACUUUGGUGGUCCUGGUCGAAGCCCGAACUGCCCUUAAUCAUGAAUGAAAAAGAAUAUUCAUGAAGCCAAGUGCCUGCCCCCUAAGUUUAGAGUAGUAAACUUGUGAAUCAUGUUUUCACCCUCUAACUAGUAGCAAUACAGGUUAUGUCGCCCUACUAAGUCCCCCCCUAAAAUUUGUUGUGAGACAGGGAGGUAUUCCUACCUGCCAUUCUUUGUUCGAACAUAUGAGAGUAUAUGUUGAAUUGUUGCUGGUUUUGUGCUUCCUUUUGGACGACUGUAAGAAUGUGAACCAAGCCGAAUUGUUCUGGAACA
Molecule: messenger RNA, 1878 nt
Organism: Theobroma cacao (cacao)
Lineage: Eukaryota; Viridiplantae; Streptophyta; Magnoliopsida; Malvales; Malvaceae
Product: protein neprosin-like
Source: RefSeq, a predicted model, not a curated record